GCGGCACAUCAGCGUUGUCACUUCUUUCGACAGGUGCUUUGACAUUGGGCGGCGUUCACGGCGUACUCGCAACGAUCUGACAUGUUCCGGCUCUGUACAUUUCUCGUUUGCCGACUGUCGUUUUUUAUACCUUCUCCUACCGUGCGCAUACCUCGUUCUUCACAUCAAAAAGUCGGAGAUGUAAUUAGCCGCAUGUGGCGUUUCCACUUCUCAGAACCGGCGAGUUUUUGGAUUGGACCGACCACUUUGUUUUGGAUCGAUUGCGAAAUUGUGGGCUGUGAGCCGAGAGCUGGCUGUGGCCGGCGUAUGGUUGAUACGUGUAGAUGAUGAGAGGCCGCGCACUCGCUGCGGCUUCGUUCUCAACUGAAUCGCAACGCGCUGGUCGAGAUUGGAUGGUUGUAGACUAUGAAUCAAUGGAUAAUCACUGCU
This is a messenger RNA of Boeremia exigua, 429 nucleotides long. RefSeq lists its product as uncharacterized. Bases 82 to 327 code for a protein of 81 amino acids. The record is from RefSeq and is a predicted model, not a curated record. Lineage: Eukaryota; Fungi; Ascomycota; Dothideomycetes; Pleosporales; Didymellaceae. The transcript has a single exon.